Molecule: messenger RNA, 2139 nt
Organism: Lichtheimia ornata
Lineage: Eukaryota; Fungi; Mucoromycota; Mucoromycetes; Mucorales; Lichtheimiaceae
Exons: 6
Coding region: 1-2139 (712 amino acids)
Biological process (GO): regulation of DNA-templated transcription
Molecular function (GO): DNA-binding transcription factor activity; sequence-specific DNA binding
Source: RefSeq, a predicted model, not a curated record
AUGCCUCGAUCCUCUAGUCGUGCAACUAAGGCAACGCAGCAUGUGUCCAGCAGCAACAGUAAGAAACGUGGUCGCUCUCCAGUAUCGUCUACCUCCUCGGUAGAAUCAUCUUCUGCUAUCCCAGCUGGUGCCGCCGAUGAAUCAAAGAAUCCAGUGUUGCAAUCAUCCAAGAGAAAAAAGCUUGCGACGUCGACGACUCAUGAUGUCAACAACGACGACGAGGACGAGUUGGAGGAAACAGAUGAAACAGCAUCACCCAUUACUACUACUUCUUCAUCAUCCAACACUCGAGGCACGAUUCAACGUGGAGUACCUGCUUUUUUGAACAAGUUGUAUAGUAUGGUUGAUGAGUCUUCAACGAAUAAUCUUAUUCGCUGGUCUCCCGAUGGCAACUCAUUCAUUGUCGAGAACCACGAGCUUUUUGCAAAGACGGUGUUACCACGCUACUACAAACACAACACGUUUGCAUCCUUUGUUCGCCAGCUUAACAUGUACGACUUUCACAAGGUGCCAACCGUCCAACAAGGUGUAUUGUAUCCAGACAACGAGCGUGAACUAUGGGAAUUCAGCCAUGAGAACUUUCGUCGAGGCCGACCCGAUUUGCUUUUAUUGGUGUCGCGAAAACGCAACAAGGACAAGGACAAUGGGGAGAGUGACCAGGUGACAUUGGCAUCACUUGUGAAAGAUAUCGCAUCGAUACGUAAGCAUCAAUCCGCUAUCAGCUCUGAUCUACGCACCUUGCAACGUGACAACUCGUACCUGUGGCAAGAAUCGUUGGCAGCCCGUGAGAAACAUCAGCUUCAUAAGGAUGUGAUUGAGAAGAUUUUGCAAUUCUUGACGACCGUGUUUUCGAGCGAGAACAACAUUUUGGCAGCAACGCAUCAGCAAUUGAAUGGACCCUUUAUGCUUGGCAAGAACAAUGAAUACAUAAGUUUGCUUGGGAAAUCGGAAGCAGGAAAGUUUCUCGAAGGACGUUUACCAACUGCUUUGAUUGAAGAAGCUGCAAGUCUCGUUGGGAUGAAGGAUGCAAUCGGAUCUCUUCAAGGUGCAACAAGUGAUCCUUCGGCAGGCAUGUCAUCGACUCCCUCGUCUCCAUCCGCGUCGUUGAACCCUUCAGCUUUCCAGCAGCAACAACAACAACAGCAACAAUCACCACAGCAACCAUUGUCGGAAGGGAUGCGUACAGCGGAAUCGAAUGCCAACAUUGAAGCUUUCACCGAUACACUCAACACAGCAUCCAAGUCGGCUGAAUCGAUCUCUCAGGACAUUGACGAUCUCCAAAUGGAUAUUGAAGCAUUGGCAUCACAUAUUGGCAUCGAUCCCCAGCAUCUUCAGGACCCAGUAUUUGAUGGCAUGGAACAACUUGGUGAUUUUGUGGAUGAUUAUGGUGCAAUGAUUUCAAGUGCAUCUCGCUCAGACAAGAUUCGUUUGUAUGAGCUUGCUGGUGGAUCACAUGUUAAGAACAAGUACGACACAUCGGCAGCACCAUUGGAAAAGGGGAAGCAACCAAUCAUGAAUGCAACGAACGACAAUGCUACAAGCUUGCCAGGGACCCAGCCGGCUACUGGAACGUUGCCUAUCAAUAUUACUCCUGCCCCAAGUGGUGAUGGCGCAUCCACCAGCAGCUUAACGCCUCAAUCAGCCAUUCCAAUCCCUCCUUUUCCUAAUGUCUCGCCAAAUCCUUCGGAAAUCAGCAGUGCUGAAUCAACACCCCACCUGGCACAAACCAAUGCGCAUCCUCUGAUGAGUCAAGCCAUGUUCCAAUCAUUGUAUCCUGGUGUAUCCAUGCCAACACCUCCACCUGGAACUCCUGGUCAGCAAUACGUGGCUGUUCCUGUACCCGUGGCUGUCCCUGUACCAUAUCAUCAAUUCCAGCAACACCAACAACAACAACAACAACAACAGCAGCAGCAGGCAGCGGCAUCCACAGGCACAAAUCCAGCGAAUGUUGUCCCAACCUCAAUCCCUGGUACUACUUUGCCUCAACAUCCCGCAACAACAGCACCUUUGCCAAACUUGUAUUAUGGAAUGCCAAAUGUCACCACGCCACAGCAACCACCACAACCUCCACCACCGCCUGGCUUUCCCGAUCCACAGCAACAACAACCUUCAUCCAAAAAGGAGGAUAACGAUUCAUAA